AUGGGUCCUAGAAGAAAGCCAACUGCACCUACUUACUCUCAGAUGUUUUAUGAUGGUGUCGGGACAUCUUCUUCCGGUCCAUCAGCUUCCGAGGCAGUCCCGGACUCUCAGACAUCUCAGAGAGUUUCUUGGAGUCCUCCUCCUCCUGCACCUCAUAUGCCUCCACCACCUCCUCCUCCAGCCGCUGCACCUCAGCCUGUCCCAGCAGGUGUAGUUCAUCCAGAUUUGCGUGUGCCUCCAUCUGCCCCAUACGCGAGAUAUACAGUGGAGGAUUUGCUCGCCCAGCCUGGAAGAGAGUGCUUGGAUGUUCUGGAUCCCGAUAGACUGCCGGGAACUUAUUGGUUUGGGGCCAACAACCGAGUUGGCCGGAGCGUGUCAGAGACGAUCAAGGGAUACUAUGGCGGAGCGUAUCCGAAUUGGAGCAAGACUCCAGACCACCAAAGGUGGCACUGGUCCUUGGGAAUCACCGAGAGGGACAAGUGGGAGAUCUACGUUUAUGACGGAAAGCCCACCGAGCUCACGAAGGAAGUAUGGGAUGAUCUCAUCGCCUAUUGGAAGCUACCCUCUUCGAUCUGUAAGGCCAACUCGUGCUCUGUUUCCCGGAGAACGAAGGACAAAGAUGGUCAUUUGCCCAUGGUUCACAAAACCGGAAAAAAGCCUCACGCCGGAAUCCGUCUAGAAGCGAUGACUCACGCCACAUCAGACGAGAUUUUUGUGGAUCCGGCAUCCGAGAAACUCUUCAACGCAGUGGCUUCUCGGGUUGAAGAGCGGGAGACGCAAUUAACCCAGCAGUCUCCCGAUGGAUUACCCGUCAAACUGACCACCGAAGAGGUCAACAGGAUCUUCGAAGAGAUGAGAGCUCGAAUGGAUAGCCAUAAGGAUCGUUUAGACUCUCUUGAGAAUCUGCUGGACGUGAUGGCGGUGGGAAACCCGACUAUGCAGCAAGCACUAAAUGAGAGACGAGCAGCUCUCGGGAUGCCAAUACGGAAUCCCGAAGAUGUCGAUCCAGACCGUUCUCAACCGAGCACCGCCACCGACUACUUCGAUAAUAUGUAG
Molecule: messenger RNA, 1056 nt
Organism: Brassica oleracea var. oleracea
Lineage: Eukaryota; Viridiplantae; Streptophyta; Magnoliopsida; Brassicales; Brassicaceae
Exons: 6
Coding region: 1-1056 (351 amino acids)
Source: RefSeq, a predicted model, not a curated record